This is a messenger RNA of Haplochromis burtoni (Burton's mouthbrooder), 2296 nucleotides long. Its product is annotated as mitogen-activated protein kinase kinase kinase 7. Gene Ontology annotation, molecular function: MAP kinase kinase kinase activity; ATP binding; magnesium ion binding. Gene Ontology annotation, biological process: JNK cascade; positive regulation of canonical NF-kappaB signal transduction; protein phosphorylation. The record is from RefSeq and is a predicted model, not a curated record. Lineage: Eukaryota; Metazoa; Chordata; Actinopteri; Cichliformes; Cichlidae.
UUUAGGCACUGUGUGCUGUGCAGCGUUCACGAGCGCGCAUAUCACAGACGUAUCUAGCCACUGCGCGAGCUGUUGGUGUCUACUUCCUGAAUUCAGAGCAACAGAUGAGUAAGGCAGCUCGGCAGGACUCCCCCAAGGUUUUUUUUCUGAUAAAAAGACGAUAAACCUCAGUUUGUAAGUCCAGCGUCGUCGGCUUGCUUCGAGGAGUGUCGGCUCUCUGCCACGAUGGUGGAGACUCUAGCUGGGUGUAUGUUUGAGGACAUCCAGUACGCAGAUAUCCAAGUAGAAGCGGCUGUUGGCAGAGGGACUUUUGGGGUUGUCUUCAAAGCUGUGUGGAAAGGAAAGGAUGUAGCAAUCAAGACCAUUGAGAGUGACAAUGAACGGAAUGCUUUCCUUGUUGAGCUCCGCCAGCUCUCCCGAGUGAAUCAUUCCAACAUUGUUAAGCUCUAUGGCUUCUGUGACAAUCCAUUCUGCAUGGUGCAGACCCACAGCCCUUCUAUACAGCAUCCCAUGCAAUGAGCUGGUGUCUGCAGUGUGCCCAGGGAGUUGCCUAUCUUCAUGCUAUGAAGCCAAAGGCUUUAAUUCAUAGGGACCUCAAACCACCAAAUCUACUGCUUGUGGCUCGUGGUACUGUGCUGAAGAUAUGCGACUUUGGAACAGCUUGUGAUAUUCAGACCUACAUGACCAACAAUAAAGGAAGUGCAGCCUGGAUGGCACCAGAAGUAUUUGAAGGCAGUAACUACAGUGAAAAGUGUGAUGUGUUCAGCUGGGGGAUUAUCCUGUGGGAGGUCAUCACACGCAAGAAACCCUUUGACGAGAUUGGUGGUUCUGCAUUUUGCAUAAUGUGGGCUGUCCACAGAGGUACUCGACCUCCUCUGAUCAAAGACCUUCCAGAACCCAUAGAGACUCUGAUGACACGCUGCUGGGACAAAGAACCCAGCCAGAGGCCAUCAAUGAAUGAGGUCAAAAACACUAUGAAUCAUCUAAUGAAGUACUUUCCAGGUUCCGAUGAACCACUGGAUCUUCCUCAUCAGUCGUCAGCCAGCAGAAGUGGCUCUUCGUCAGCCACAAGCACGGACUCGUAUGCUGACUGCACUAUCAACUGUAGCCGGAGUGAUGACGACAUAGAACACACAAACUCAGUUGGUAGAGAGGAAACCCUGAAAAGUCCCGAGUCCAAAUUUCCACUUCAGUUCAAGCCGUCAAAGAGUCCUGCAUCGCGUACUGGUCUGCCCAGGACCUCAAGUGUGGACACUCAACCAGGGCCUUCCCAAAACUCAACCCACUCGAGCAGUUCUCCAAUCAACUCUAGCCAGUCAGAACUGAAGAUGACAUUCAGCUCCACAGGUACCAAUGGAGUAGAUGGCUAUCUGAAACUGGAUUAUCAGCUGCAGGUAAGAUGAUAUUUUUAUUGUGCUUAAAAACACAAAAACAUAGCUGUAGUUCACCAUGGUAUUGGAUUACAGUUUUCUCUGACUUUUCUAGGUGAAGACAUAUACCCACACACUUACAUUUAGUGUUUAUGCAUGUAUUAGUUAUUGUUUUAAGCUAAGAUAGAACUUUAUUAAUCCCUCGGGUGGGUUCCUCUGGGAAAUUCGAUUUUGUAAGUAUGAGAACUCUAAAUUACAAGUAAUGUAGAAGAUCUGCUAAAUUCAGCAAAAUAUAUAUUUUGAAAUUUAAAAUGUAUGUAAUACUAAAAUGUGAUGUUUCUAUUUCUUAUGUUUGCCUAAAUAAGUAAAAUGUGAAUAUGUUUGAAAUUCUGGACAUGCAGCCAUUUUUGGCCACUACUCCGACUUACCAUGGAGGCAUCCUUGUCAAAGACCUGAACCACCUGAACACCAUUAAUUUCUGCCAUUUGUAUCUGUAGUCUCAUUCUUUUAGUCACUACCCGUGCUUAUGACCACAGGUGAGGAUGGGGUCAUAGAUCAACCACUAAAACUUCACUUUCACACUCAGCUGCUUCUUAACCAUGAGCCCCUGAAAUGAGACCCAGGAAGAGGGUGAUAGAUUGCCUGAAGCAGUUAGGACAGGACAGUGCCACUGACCGGACUGGCUGUAUCCAGGGGAAUCUACACCAAGUCUGUAUGGUUUACUGAAGAUACAUAAACAGGGUGCACCUUUAAGACCGAUUGUCUGCAUGAUCAACUCAGUCACCUAUAACAUCUCAAAGUUUCUGGCUUCGAUUCUCAAUCUGUUGGUAUCUGAACACCACAUCCAGAACACCUUGGAGUUUGUUGAGAAGGUGAGAGAUGUCAUUAUGGAGGCAGAUGAAACCAUGGUCUCGUACGACGUUACA